GUGGAAUGACGCGGGAGAAGCUCCAUACGUGAUCCACCACCUAGAUAGUUUCCAGGUUUGGCAUGCUUCUUCAUGCAGCCGCCUUCUGUAAGCUUGCCCGAUCUUGGGAAGGCGGACGAUCCGUUGUUAUAAGUAGAAAACCAUCUCCCAUCCUCCCAAAUUUGCAUAUAUUUGGCUCUUUUCGUACACUCCAAACAACUAGGAGAAAUUGAAAACCAACAUACUCAGCUCCCAAGAAUACAGCAAAGAUGGCUACCUCGUAAGAAUCUCCUUAUUUCAGUCAUGAUUACAACCCCCCCCCUCCCACUUGAGUGUAAUUCUACAUCCUAAUUCAAGAACGUUCAACUCACAAUGCAAUCUUCUUAGAAAGACAUAUACUCUCAACACUGGAGCAAAGAUUCCAGCUCUAGGUCUGGGAACAUGGCAAUCAGGACCGAAUGAGGUCGAGAAAGCUGUCGAGGCUGCCCUGAGAAAGGGCUACCGUCACAUCGAUACUGCUUUGGCAUACGGCAAUGAAGCCGAAGUCGGCCGUGGAAUCAAGAACUCAGGCGUCCCAAGAGAAGAAAUCUGGAUCACCACCAAGCUCGACAACCCAUGGCAUAAGCGAGUCCAGGAAGGAAUUGACUCUUCUCUCAAGUCUUUGGGCGUAGAUUAUGUUGACCUGUACCUCAUGCACUGGCCAUGCUCCACUGAUCCAAACGAUUUGAAGAAGCACCUCCCAGACUGGAACUUUGUCAAGACCUGGGAAGAGAUGCAGAAGAUUCCUUCUAGCAAAGCUAAGAACAUUGGUGUUUCCAACUUUGCCAUCAAGAACCUUGAGAUUCUUCUGAAUGACCCAACAUGCAAGGUAUUUCCAUCUUAAGCAUAAACAUAUCAGAACCAUACUAAACUAUCUCCAGACUGUUCCAGUCGUCAACCAAAUCGAACUCCACCCAAACAACCCCUCCCCAAAACUCGUCGCUUACAACACUUCCAAGGGUAUCCACAGCACAGGUUACUCCUGCUUGGGCAGCACCAACUCCCCACUCUACAAAGACCAAACCCUUCUCUCCAUGGCUGAAGCCAAGGGAAAGACCCCUCAACAAGUUCUCCUCGCUUGGGGUCUACAAAAUGGGUGGUCUGUCAUUCCUAAAUCCGUCAACAAGGAGAGGGUUGAGAAGAACUUUGAGUUGGACGGUUGGGAGUUGACUGAUGAGGAGAUUAAGAAGUUGGAUGGUCUCAAGGAUCGAUUCAAGGUCUGCGGGGAUGCUUGGUUACCUGUUAAGGUGUUCUUUGGAGAUGAUGAGUAG
Molecule: messenger RNA, 1289 nt
Organism: Hymenoscyphus albidus
Lineage: Eukaryota; Fungi; Ascomycota; Leotiomycetes; Helotiales; Helotiaceae
Source: the annotation of a GenBank genome assembly